Messenger RNA from Protopolystoma xenopodis, 477 nucleotides. The record is from the annotation of a GenBank genome assembly. Lineage: Eukaryota; Metazoa; Platyhelminthes; Monogenea; Polystomatidea; Polystomatidae.
AUGCUUUCAUCCCGGCUGCGAAGGUACAAAGUGUGUUUCCUCCGGCCGGAUGGGGCAGACGACGAGGCUAAGGCGAGGUUGCGUGCUUUCGAGGCCAGACUAUCAGAAGUGAAGAGGAUACAAUUUGACUGGCCUCAACUUCUGCGCCUCGAGCAUCUUCCGCUCCGAACGGCCACCAGUUCGCCCCAGCAACCGGAGCCGGUGAAGACGACAUUUCGUUUGUCCCGUUUCUGUCGCUUUUGCUCGAACGCCAAGCCGAAAGUGGCCGAAAGAGGCAGAAAAAGGGGCAAACCGAUACCACCGAUUCCACCCAAUCCUUCGAGCCUCAAGGUCAAAGGACUUUCCGUCAGUCGCCUCGUCUGGUGGACAUAUGCACGAGUGGACCGUGAAAGAAACCAGCCUCGGUUACCAGAUCACGUUGCCACAGGAAUUGCGAACUUAUGCCGACCCGAAAGCAGUGCGGUCAACGCAGGUUAG